Rhodofomes roseus is the source of this 1185-nucleotide messenger RNA. Its product is annotated as sorbose reductase sou1. The record is from RefSeq and is a predicted model, not a curated record. Gene Ontology annotation, cellular component: intracellular anatomical structure. Bases 117 to 1160 code for a protein of 347 amino acids. The transcript is spliced from 7 exons. Gene Ontology annotation, molecular function: oxidoreductase activity, acting on NAD(P)H, oxygen as acceptor. NCBI's taxonomy places the organism in Eukaryota, Fungi, Basidiomycota, Agaricomycetes, Polyporales, Fomitopsidaceae.
CGUACAAAAGGCGAGGGGGCGGCGGGAAAGGCAUACAGGGCACCUCCAGUGGUAGAGCAGUAGAACUUGACCGUAGACCGUAGACGUUUCUUGUAGGGCCGAACGCGAACGACAUCAUGUCUCUCGCCGUGAAGAGCUUCAGACAUGGACUCGGCGCGCGGGGCCGUCCCGCAGGCUUGGCAACUCUCGCGCGAGCUCGGUUCUCCACCGCACAGGCCCUGCGCGCAGACAUCGACGCGUCGCCGCUCCAGCCAGGCAAGCAGAAGAGCAAGACGGGCACGCUCCCUCCGUACGGGCCCGUCGGCGUCGCCGCCGCGCUCGAGGCGCUCCCCGACCAUCCGGCGAAGCCAACCCUGUUCUCGCACGAGUUUGCGCUGACGGACCGCGUCGCGCUCGUCUCGGGCGCGAACCGCGGCCUCGGCCUCGAGAUGGCGAUGGCGCUCGCCGAGGCGGGCGCCCGCGCGGUGUACUGCGUCGACCUGCCCAAGCAGCCCGGUCCGGAGUGGACGAAGGUGAAGGAGUAUCUCAGCAGGAUGACGGGCCUGCAGGGCGAGGGGCGCUUGGAGUACGUCUCUGUGGACGUGACUGAUCAGGAGGCGAUCUGGAAGGUGGGCGAGACGAUUGGGGAUCGGGAGGGACGGAUGGAUGCGUGCAUCGCCGCUGCUGGGAUUCUCAAGCCGCAUACGGACUGUCUGAAGUAUCCCGCGAAGCAGUUCCAGGAGGUUAUGAACGUGAACGUAAACGGCGUGCUGUUCACGGCGCAGGCAGCAGGGAGGCAAAUGCGCCGCUUCGGCAACGGAGGCAGUAUUACUCUGAUUGCGAGUAUGAGUGGCUCGAUCACGAACAGAGGCGAGCCAUGGGUGUCAUACAACACAUCGAAAUCCGCCGUGCUCCAGAUGGCGCGCAGCAUGGCUUGCGAGCUCGGCCCCGAACGCAUAAGGGUGAACACGCUCAGCCCUGGACACAUCUACACGCAUAUGACCGCGCAGUUUGUCGACAAGAAUCCGGGGCUGGUGGAGAAGUGGUCGGAUCUGAACCCUAUGGGCCGGAUCGGGCGACCCGACGAGCUGAGGGGUGUGGUGACCUGGCUGGCGAGCGACGCAAGCACGUUCUGCACGGGUAGCGACAUGAUCGUAGACGGUGGCCACCGGGCAUGGUAGACGACGGCGGUCGCAUUUCUCUGGG